AUAUUCAUUUCUUGUUUUACACAAGUGUCCAAUUUUUCUUGCUUCGAUGUUGUCUUUCCACAAACAAGACUCUUCAAUGGUCAAUUAAAACCCAAGUGCCAUUACAGAUAGUUAUUAUAAUAUUAUUACAGGAGUAGUAUUAUCAUAAACUAAGAGCAACAGUAGUAACAUAAUUUUAUAUUUGGGUGUGUAAUAAAUUUCAACAAGACUCCAAAAAGUUGCAGAAAUCAGGUCUGUGAGAAAACUCCAAGCUGAGAAUGGUCAAAUCCUCUCCUAGAUCAUAAACUUCAAAAGGGUCAGUUUGUUUUUCAAGUUUCUUCUUCUCUUUCUUGUUCUUGUGUGAUUUUACCUUUAAAGAUCUUACCUUUAGUGGGUAUUUCUGUGUUUAUCAAUCUUUUGUUUAGAAAUCUGCUUCUAUUCAGCUUGGUUUCCAUAUCCUUAUGUCAGAUGGUGUGCUAGUUUUGUAAUUUGGUCAUUCAAUACUCCUUGUUCACUAUUGGGUGUUUUACUGGAACACCCUCCAAAUAUCUUGGGGUUGUGUGACAUAAACCUAAUUUUUUUAUUUCUUAUUUUGUUGGACUUUUUUCUGAGAUAGAAUUUGGUUCUUUAUUGCUUGAUUAGUGAUUUUGUCUUGGGGAAGUUCAAUAUUUUUUGGUUAAUUUGGGACUUUGGGUCAUGUUUAAGAAUCUAUUCUAGGGUUUGAAAUUUGUGGUGAGGUUCUUUGGUUCUUGGCUUGGGUGUGAUUUAAACCUAUUUGUGGUUUUGGGUGAAAUUUUAAGAUAUGGAGGAGAAUAGAUCUGUAGUUCCAUCUCUAGAAGGAGAUGAGAAUUUAAUUGCUGCGGCGCAACAUAUUGUGAAGGCCUUGGAGACGAAUAAGAACUUGACGAAUGAUGCUAGGAAGCUCUUGGUGGAGCUUGGAACCCAAUUGUCUACCAUCUCAAGAGCUCCGGAAGACAAAGAAGAAGAAUUAAGUGAUAUAGAGAAGCGGCUUAAUUUAGUUCAUGACAAAGUUAUGAGUUGGGAGGUAGAUGGAGAACAGCUGAUGAUAUGGGAUUGUGGGCCUGAUGAAACUAAUGAUUAUGUGAAGGCUGUGGAUGAAGCCCGUAGAUUGGCUGAAAGUUUGGAUAGUUUGAGUUUGAACAAAGAUAGUGAAGAGGAUGCACUUGCAAGGAAGGCUCAUGAUGUUCUUCAGACGGCUAUGACUAGACUUGAGGAGGAACUUAAGCACAUACUUGUUCAGAAUAGGCAGCCUUUUGAGCCUGAGCACAUGUCAUUUCGUUCAAGCGAAGAAGAUACUUUGGAUGAUGGCUCAAUUAUCUCAUUUGAAGAUGAUUCUGUUGAUGAUGGGCUUCAGAGAGACAGUGUUAGUAGAGGUGCAGAAGAAUACACUAUUGACUUGAUCCAUCGUGAUGUUAUUCCUGAUCUUAAAUGCAUUGUAAAUUUAAUGUUUGAUGCAAAAUAUGGUCGGGAGUGCUCACAGGCAUUUAUAAGUGUCCGGAAAGAUGCUUUGGAUGACUGCCUCUUCAUUCUUGAAGUAGAGAGAUCGAGCAUUGAUGAUGUCUUGAGGAUGGAAUGGGGCACUUUGAACUCCAAAAUUAGGAGAUGGAUUCGAGCUAUAAAGAUAUUUGUGAGGGUCUACCUUGCUAGUGAAAAAUGGUUAGUGGAUCAGGUGUUUGGGGAACUUGAAUCAGUUAGCGCGCUAUGUUUUGCAGAGUCAUCGAAAGCCUCUAUGUUGCAGCUUCUUAAUUUUGCUGAAGCUAUUGCUGUAGGUCCUCACCAACCAGAAAAGUUGCAUAGGAUUCUUGACAUGUAUGAAGUCCUAGCAGACCUUAUUCCAGACAUUGAUACUUUAUACAGUGAUGAAACUGGAUCAAAUAUUAAAAGUGAGUGCCAGGACGUUCUUAAGAGGUUGGGUGAUUGUGCAAAAGCCACUUUUCUUGAUUUCAAGAAUGCUGUGGCAUCAAAUGUGUCAACUAGCGCCUUUGCUGGUGGUGGAAUCCAUCACCUCACUAGAUAUGUGAUGAAUUACCUAAGGACGCUGACAGAUUAUAGCAAUUCCCUCAGUUCUCUCCUCAAGGACAAUGAUACAAACGACCCGGCGUCAUCUUCCCCAGACUCAAAUGCAGCCACUGAAGAGGAUAACGGCGUAAACUCCCCUCACUAUCUUUCUCCAAUUUCCAUACACUUCCGAUCGCUUACUUCAAUCUUGGAACACAAUCUCAUUGAAAAAUCCAAAUUAUACAAGGACAGUUCUCUUGGGUGCCUUUUCUUGAUGAACAAUAUACAUUACAUGUCUGAAAAGGCUAAGAAUUCCGAGCUAAGAACAAUCUUAGGGGAUGAUUGGAUACGUAAGCAUAACUGGAAGUUCCAACACCAUGCAAUGGAUUGUGAGCGAGCGACAUGGAGUUCUAUCCUCUCUUUACUCAGGGACGAGGGUCUCUAUAAUUCUGGUUCAAAUUCCAUUUCGAAAACUCUUCUGAAGGAAAGGCUGCAGAGCUUUUAUCUUGCAUUUGAAGAUGUUUACAAGAGUCAAACUGGAUGGACAAUCCCUGAUAUCCAGUUACGGGACGAUCUUCGAAUCUCAACAUCUCUCAAGGUGAUUCAGGCUUACCGAACUUUUGUAGGCAGACACACGAACCACAUAAGUGACAAGCACAUUAAGUACAGUGCCGAUGAUCUCGAAAAUCACCUCAUGGAUCUGUUUGAAGGUUCCCCGAGGUCACUACAACACAGUUUCCACAGGAAGUGAUCUCAAAGCAAAUUGAUGGAUUUAAUUUAUCUUGUAAUAUUUUUUUUUUGCAUUUUGCUUAAAAGUAUUUAUAGUACUGUAGAUCUGUAAGAUCUUUCUUCUGUAUAACUUAUGGUAAGUAGAAUUAUAAUAAGAUUUAUUUGGCUGGCAUUUACAGCAAAUCUUUGUAAUAUAUAAAUUUGUCACAAUUUUUUCAUCUUA
This is a messenger RNA of Daucus carota subsp. sativus, 2950 nucleotides long. RefSeq names its product exocyst complex component EXO70E2. The transcript has a single exon. Gene Ontology annotation, biological process: exocytosis. NCBI's taxonomy places the organism in Eukaryota, Viridiplantae, Streptophyta, Magnoliopsida, Apiales, Apiaceae. Gene Ontology annotation, cellular component: exocyst. The coding region runs from base 782 to 2749 and encodes 655 amino acids. The record is from RefSeq and is a predicted model, not a curated record. Gene Ontology annotation, molecular function: phosphatidylinositol-4,5-bisphosphate binding.